UCACCAUUGUCUAGAUAUAUCAAAGAUUUUAGCAAUCACCUCUGGUCUAUUCACUACGCCCAUAGAAUCAUAUAUGGAAGCCUUACGCUUUGAAUACUUUGAAAUAGUAUUAGCCAUUUUAAGCUUUUGGUACAUAAGGAGACUUCGCUUCGACGAUGGUCUUCCAUGGAACUGGCCCCUGGUGGGAAUGAUGCCAUGGAUUUUAUCCAAGGUGAAUCGAGUUCACGACAUGUGCACCAAAAUCCUGAAUCAAGAAGGUGGCACUUUCCUACUCAAAGGCCCUUGGUUUACUAACAUGGACAUGUUAUUCACAGUCGAUCCGGCCAACGUGCGUUACGUGCUUAAUGAUGGCUAUGCCAAUUUCCAUAAAGGCCAUGAGUUCAAGGAGAUUUUCGAUGUGCUUGGAGAUGGAAUUGUGAAUGCUGAAUUUGAGUUGUGGAAGAUCCAGAGGAAGCAUUCUCAGUUCCUGUUUAGUCUUCCUCAAUUUAGGAAGUUCUUGAUGAGGAUCAGCACGGAAAAGGUCGAAAUUGGGCUCAUGACAGUCCUUGAUCAUGUUUCUCAACGAGGUCAAGUGGUGGACAUGCAAGAUUUGUUUCAAAGGCUUACCUUUGAUACAACUUGCAUGUUUGUCACAGGCUAUGACCCGGGCUGCCUCGACGUUAAACUCCAUGAAGUUCCGUUCUCAAAAGCCAUGGAUCAGACUGAAGAAGUUAUAUUCACGCGUCAUCUCAUGCCUCAGACAUUGUGGAAGCUGAUGAGAUGGCUAAACGUUGGAUCGGAGAAGAAAAUGAGCCAGGCAAAGAAAAUCAUCGACGAUGAACUAUAUACUUAUAUAAAGAGGAAACGAGAAGAAGUGAGCAGUAGAGGUGGCAAAUUGGACGAUGGUGCAGAAGGAAAUGGAGCUGAUCUCUUAACAUUGUACAUAACUGAAGAGGACAAGUCACUGGGAUUAGAAAACAACGACGAGUUCAUGAAAGAUAUCGUGCUGAACCACAUUCUUGCGGGAAGAGACACAACGAGCUCAGCUCUGACAUGGUUUCUUUGGCUUGUCAUUACGCAUCCACAAGUAGAAUCCAAAAUUCGAGCUGAACUCAAAGCAGUGACCCCACCAAACGAAGCUGAAAAAAGGAAAUUUUUCAGUGAUGAAGAGCUAGGGCAACUUCCUUAUUUGCAUGGUGCAAUUUCAGAAGCCUUAAGGCUGUACCCUCCAGUUCCAUUCCAGCACAAGGAACCUAUCAAAGCGGACGUUCUCCCCACAGGUCAUCGGGUUCACCCGAAACUGAGGGUGAUGUUCUCCUUGUAUGCAAUGGGAAGAAUGGCCACUGUGUGGGGAGAAGACUGCCUGGAAUUCAAACCAGAGAGAUGGAUUUCCAGAGACGGAAGCAUCAAGCAUGUACCUGCUUAUAAGUUUACAACGUUCAGUGCUGGGCCAAGAGCAUGCCUUGGAAAAAAAGUAGCUUAUACUCAAAUGAAAGCGGUGGCUGCUGCAUUGAUAUAUAAUUACAACUUUAAGAUGGUGGAAGGACACAAAGUGAUUCCUAAUCUUUCUAUGAUCCUGUUAAUGACACAUGGAUUGAAAGUUACGAUUACUGAUAGAUGGUCCUAACGUCCAUUAAGUGUAUGAAUUUACCUAUUGUCUGUUGCGUGGAUGUUGAAGAGAGUGUUCUAUGUGUGUACUGGAAAUAAUAUGUUGCCAUUUCAUGACUCCUCUGCGUUUGAAAAUAUUAUUGGUAUUUUCCUAAAAAGCUUGUUUAGCCGUAUCUGAAUUCAAAUAUUUCUGUCUCUUCGCGUUUCAUUGUUUUAAGAU
Molecule: messenger RNA, 1807 nt
Organism: Daucus carota subsp. sativus
Lineage: Eukaryota; Viridiplantae; Streptophyta; Magnoliopsida; Apiales; Apiaceae
Product: alkane hydroxylase MAH1-like
Exons: 1
Coding region: 74-1606 (510 amino acids)
Molecular function (GO): monooxygenase activity; iron ion binding; heme binding
Source: RefSeq, a predicted model, not a curated record